UUAAGGAAGAAGCAUUGAAGAGAAAAAAAUAACUUUAAUUUCUUGAUUGGAAAAUUAAACCAUUUGAGAAUUGUAAAGUGCAUUUGAGGAAUGCUCGAGGAUCGAAAGUAAAACUCCAACACACAUUGAAAAAGUGCUAGGUAGAUUUAUAAAUAACUCGAAGUUUCUGUUUCUUUGAAAUAUCUUUAUUAAUUUUAUCAUCUUACAAAUAUAAAAGUGGAAUUGGCUUAAACGAAGGAUUCACUUUUGCUUAUAUAUACAUAUAUAUUUGUUUUGCCUUCUGCAUCAUUCAUAUCACGUCCCUUCAGUUUGGUUGAGCGCAAAAUUUGUAUAAUAUAAUUAGGUCAUAAAAGAUUUCUCUCACAUUUUCAAUUAUGAGAAAAUUCACGCCCAAGUUUGUUCCUCGAAGAAAAGCUGGUCCCAGUACGGAGGAAAAGGAAGUCGAUAGUCGGGUCAAGGUUGAAUACAAUGUGGAAUCCCAGCAACAAUGGAAAAAACAGAGACCAAAGCCUGAGCUAAACUUAACUGCCUCUGGUCCUUUUGCGCUUGGUCCCAACGCUUCUUCUUCUGGGGGUCGUCCAGCCGGCUCUGCAUACAUCCCUCCACCCUCUGCCGCAGGUGUAAAAUUGGAAAGUAAAGAAGAUACUUUGUCAAAGCUGGCUGCCGCUGCUGGAGAUGAUGAGGAUGGUCAUACUCGAGACAUGGUCAACAUACAAAAACUCAGAGCGCUGUCGGGUCAAGAAGAGGGUGCUAUCAAUUUAGAAGGAUCUGAUAUGCUUGUUCCUGUUAUCUCAGAUCGGACGCUCCCUGAAUCAGCUGAUGAGGUUUUGAAGCAUCAUGCUGAAAGUGCAAUUCAAGCUGUUGUCGUGGAUAAAGAAGAGGAAGAGCAAGAGAAGCUCGCAUUUGAUUUACAAACACUUGCUCAAGAUUUGGGUUUGUCACAGCAAGGAGAAGAAACCGAAGGUAACGAUCAGAUCGUUUUGCUUCAGUUCCCUGACAAACUUCCAGAGUUCCUUGGUCAAGCAGACAUUGAUCCCAUAUGGCCUGAAGAAUCAGCUAAAGUCAAAGAGGAACCGGAUACUCAGCAAAAGGUUCCUCAAACCACAGGUGAUAGUGAAGCUAAGAAAAAGGAAACUUAUCGGGACGGUUUGACUUCUUUACCACUUCCUGGCUUUCAACCUCCUGCUGGUCAAAUUGGCGUAAUGCGAGUUCACCAGUCUGGAAAAACUGUUAUGGACAUGGGUGGUGUCGACUUUAUAGUUCAGUCCGGUUCAGAGUGUCUAUUUCUUCAAGAAGUUGCAGCACUUGAUUAUGAAUCAAAGCGUAUGUGGAAUCUUGGUACAUUUCAACGAAGAAUGGUGGUCAGUCCUAAUUUUUAAAAAUUGAAGAAGAGCCAUCGUGCUGAAUGUCUAUGAAAUGGUUUGAUAAUGAAACUGGGGUUUUUUCUUGGUUAUAAAGGUUUUUGCGAUAAUUUAAGAUAGCGUGAAUCGACUUACAUUCAUGCUUCCAUUAGAAGAAUUUGAAUCUUUUAUAGAAUUGAUAUAUAAGCUACAUAAUCUUUGCAAGAUGCUUUUAUAAAAUGUACAAUAGAUAUAGCAAUGAAAAAGUUAACAGAGUGAUUUGCCA
Schizosaccharomyces cryophilus OY26 is the source of this 1626-nucleotide messenger RNA. RefSeq names its product DNA-directed RNA polymerase III complex subunit Rpc53. The record is from RefSeq and is a predicted model, not a curated record. NCBI's taxonomy places the organism in Eukaryota, Fungi, Ascomycota, Schizosaccharomycetes, Schizosaccharomycetales, Schizosaccharomycetaceae. Gene Ontology annotation, cellular component: RNA polymerase III complex. The transcript has a single exon. Gene Ontology annotation, biological process: transcription by RNA polymerase III. Gene Ontology annotation, molecular function: DNA binding. The coding region runs from base 375 to 1379 and encodes 334 amino acids.